Molecule: messenger RNA, 3934 nt
Organism: Portunus trituberculatus (swimming crab)
Lineage: Eukaryota; Metazoa; Arthropoda; Malacostraca; Decapoda; Portunidae
Product: protein scarlet-like
Exons: 16
Coding region: 641-2671 (676 amino acids)
Cellular component (GO): plasma membrane
Molecular function (GO): ATP hydrolysis activity; ABC-type transporter activity; ATP binding
Source: RefSeq, a predicted model, not a curated record
GCAGUCUGCUGCCAGAGCGUGUAGGAGGAGUUGCAGAGCCCCUUUUAUUCAUUAUCAUUUUUAAUUUCAUUAAUUUGUCCAUCUUGAUCGUCGCAACUUCUAUAUCUUCGUGCGAACUACGGAGAAUGACAAGAAUACCUUACAUCACUUCCAAUUCCGUGGUCACACUCGUAACAAAUUACAUUAUGUGAAGUGUUACUGGAACUGCGUGAAAGGCUGCGGUAACCGGUUCCAGUCAUUAGAUGUAUCCCGUGACCACCGCAGGCGGAAGGGCGUGAGUGAGCGCUAUUGAGUUGAGCGUGUGGAAGUGUUGCAGCCUGGCGUGCGUUUGGGAACAAGCUAAGCUGGAGGGAAGGCGGGAGUGCUGCGAGGGAACAGCCCAGCCACGCCAUCUUCUCAUCGCAGAGGUAAGGCAAUCCACAAAACCAAGAUUGCUUCAUUCGUUAGUAAUCAUUAAAAAAAAACGGAAGAAUAACUUCAUUCUGUAGUUUCCUGGUUAGAGAUAACAUACGUACAGUACAUACACUGUUCCUUGUUGUAUGCAUCCAACAAUACGUGACAGACGUAUGUGUAGCAGCUUAAUGUGAGACACGCGGCGCACCCACUCCUACAGAGUUGAUUCCCCUGAGAAGGCAAGAAGAUGCCUGCUCAUGGUGAAGAUCGACAACCUCGGGAAACGGACUCUCUGCUGGCCUCCGAGGAGGAUUCCUCAGACAGCUCUGAUGAUAACUAUUUGAAGAGAGUCCUCUUCAUCAAGGAACUACAACAAGAAGACUGGACCCACUUUCCGGGCAAGCGAAUCAGCUAUGGCACCUGCAAGCAACGGGUCGGCAUCACCCUGACUUGGCGUGACCUGAGCGUGUACGUGCCGGAGAAGAAGACCUGUUUCACAAGACACCAUAACCAAUACCAACCCGUUAAAAAAGUGCUCUCCAACGUGUUCGGUGCGGUUCAGUCUGGGAGUUUGCUGGCCAUGAUGGGAGCAAGCGGAGCAGGCAAGACCACCUUGAUAAACGCCCUGGCACACCGCACCACCGGCAAGAUGGUGGUGGACGGGGACAUUCUCAUCAACGGCCACAAGGUCAAUGAGGCGCUGUCCACGCUGGCCGGAUACGUUCACCAGCACGACCUCUUCCUGGGCUCAAUCACUGUUAACGAACAUUUAACCUUCAUGACUCGACUGAAGAUGGACCGCCGCACCACAGCCAAGGAGAGGCAGGCACGAGUGGUGGAGCUUCUCAACACUCUGGGACUCGCCAAGGUGCAGAAUACUCUCAUCGGCACUCCUGGAAGUGAAAAGUCCCUCUCCGGCGGGGAAAGGAAGCGACUAGCCUUUGCCACAGAGAUUCUGACUGACCCACCACUUCUGUUUUGCGAUGAACCAACCACGGGUAUGGACUCCUUCAACGCAAAACUGAUGGUGAAGAUCAUGCAGGACAUGGCCAAGCGAGGCAAAACUAUCUUGUGCACCAUUCACCAGCCAUCCUCAGAGAUCUUUGCGAUGUUCGACAGGUUACUUCUUUUAGCUGAGGGACGCGUAGCAUACAUGGGCUCGUCUGCUGGUGCUCUACAGUUUUUUGAAAGCGAGGGUUACAAAUGUCCCUCUACCUUCAAUCCUGCUGACUACUUCGUGCACACUCUGGCAGUCUUCCCUGGCCACGAAGGUCGCUCCCAGGCACGCAUUGAUACAAUAUGCCACGACUACACCAUGUCUCCAUACUACAAACAAAUCGAAAUGAUCAUUCAACAAGAGGAAGAUAUUCGCCUCUUGAAUCUGAAAUAUGGAAACAGCUAUGAAGAGGAAUUAUUCCACAGGAACACUCCUGAGAGGCCUGGGUGGCUGGUGCAGUGGUGGUGGCUGACGUGGCGGGCACUGCUGGACUCCUACAGGAACCCCACCGUCCAUUACAUAAGAACAGUCAAGAAGAUUAUUUCCGCUUUCCUGAUCGGACUCAGCUACGCACAAAUAAGGCUGAAUCAAGCAGGCAUUCAGGACAUCCAGGGCGCUCUCUACUUCUUUGUGACUGAGAAUUCUUUUCCUGCACUCUAUGGGGUCCUUGAUCUCUUCCCAAAAGAGAUGCCACUCUUUUUCCGGGAGCAUAGAAAUGGCAUUUACCGCUCAGACACUUACUACAUCUCUAAGAUGAUCGCCCAGAUGCCAGGAUUCAUUGUGGACCCCGUUGUGUAUUGCCUCAUCUGCUACUGGCUGAUUGGUCUGCAGCGACAUUUCUACCAUUUCGCCUUAACAGUUCUCAUCAGUAUCGUUGAUGCUCUAACAGCAUCAGCAUGUGGAACGAUGAUCUCCACUGGCUUUGAAAGUCUUCCCAACAUAUUGCUGUUUCUCAUUCCCUUCCAAUUGAUAGUCCUCAUCUAUGGCGGUCUCUUUGCUAACUUAAAAUCCCUGCCCUGGUACACUGCUUGGCUCAAGUUCAUAUCCUGGUUCAUGUACAGCAAUGAGGCGCUCACUGUCACACAGUGGAAAGACAUCAAGAACAUCACAUGUGAGAUGCCACCAGGGGUGCCCUGCUUCCACACUGGUAUGGAGGUGAUUGAGAAGUACGCCUUCAAGCCAUCCCACUUGGCCUAUGACUUCGUGAUGAUGGCGGUGCUCUAUUGCUGCUUCCACCUCCUAGGUUUUGUUGCACUCCACGUGAGGGCAAAGAAAAAGUAGCCCAACACUCGCUGGCUACCGCUGUGCCUCUUAUCUAUCCACGUACCACAGAGAUCCCACGUGAUGUGUACGGAUAAGUCAUGACCAGUCUUAAUAUACACAUAAUUUGCUUAGUGGAUUAUUGCAGUAUGAUAAUCGUUACUUGAAUAAAUCUAGAUGUCUCUAUUGACCAAGAGUUACAGGUACUGAAAGGUCUGAGUUGCUGGAUCACUCCUUCCACUGCAGGUAAUGCCUUUCAAAAUGAUACUCUUCACCUGGACAUCAGAUCACGCUUGAGGAAGCCUUAGUAGUGGAAAGUUUGAUUAAUGUUUCUGUUUCGAAAUGGACACUGUUCUUUACAUACAUAGUAUUGGUAAAAAUAGCUUUGUUACAAUAUUGUUUUCCUUUGUUUAUCUAGACUCAGAAAUAAGGUAGAAAAUAUAUUAAAAAUAUAUGGUAAACAUUUUAUGGAAACUCUAUGCUCUUUCAAUGUCAGAACAGAAUAAUGAAUUUCAUUAAGUGGACUGCAUCCUCUACAGUUAUAAUAUAUGGAUCUUUUGGGAAUUUCCCAAUGUAUGAUUCCUCUUAGAAAGGCGAGUUCACACGUGUAAAUAUGCAACUGGAAUUGCUAGCCGCUAAAGUUUUCGGCUGGAUUGUGGUGCCUAGCGGGUGGAGAAACCAACAGCAAAACAAAACCAAUGCAUGUUCGUUUGUCCAGUCGUUAGCGGCCUUGUUUACAUCGUGACGUCACGGAAGACGUGAAAAUGUCUGUGUCCACAGGCAGAGAGGAAGAUGUUGGAGGAAGUGAGGGACAAAUAGCAUGUUUGGGACCCGAAAAAUGAGUACUACAGCAAAAACACCUUACGUAGAACUACAUUCGAUGAGUCGCUGCCACUCUCCGAUGACUUUCCCUCUGUGCAGGGUGCUGUUGGAAGUGAGGAUUGAAUGCUUGCGAUGAUUUAAUUAGAUCGCAGUUGUGCACAGUAUUUUGUGAAGAUGAACACUCUAAUAAGAAAUAUAGGCCAACCAGCCGAAACUUCGCAGCCGCUAAGUGUGAACAUGUUCCGGUUAGUAUGACUCUGUCGAUACUUCUAGCGACUACCAUUUCCAGCCGCAUAUUGACACGUGUGAACCCGCCUUAAACUUAGUAUUAUGGCGGCUUACGAGGUAAAUGAUAGAUUCUUCGGUCAGAGGAUUUAAGUGUUACAGGCAUGUUGUCUUUAUAUUUAUUGUCGUCUGUCUAUUAAUGUACUCCCCAUCAUUGAUGUACAUAUGUACAUAUGU